UUAACCACAGGGGGGAAAAGUCGGAAUUUAGAAGAUUGGCAAUCGACGGUACCGGCAAAUACCGCACCGAGAAGCCUUACCACAGGAACAAACACCACUACCGGGUCCCCACUGCUUCACGUGGCAAAGGAUUCUACAGUGUUGGGUCUUCCUAGGAUAUCCUUCAAGUCGGAAUUUUUGUGCUUCUACUACUCGUAUGCUAUUGGUAGCUACGAAUCCAUCCAGAUGAGACUAGUGUGGAGGCCACACAGAAAGAAAGUUACUCCUGGUGCGCUUUUCAUGGCUUGAAACAUGCAUUGGCAGAAUGCGAGAACAUCCUGCGGCUUCCGCACAUCGCAAUCCAACUAUAUCACUCUUUUCAAUAGUCAAGAGUUUUCAAUGUCAAGUAUGGAAGGUGCAUGUCAAAUUCAGUCUUAGUGUCAGCAAUGGUACGGGGAUAGGCUUAAUGAACCUUUCAAUAGAGAAAAAUAACGAUCGUCGACAAAGUGAAAGGCGGGACAGGGUUCUAGGAGAUGUGCCCAGCCACACCAACAAGGUAAUAGUACUAAGACGAUGGCAGUUCGAUAGUCACGAUCGAGACUCCGUCAUUCAAGGUCUAUUUUCGACAAGAGUCUCACAGCUCUCGAGUCUAGUGGCCGCAGCCAGGGGUGUCGAGUUGAGAAAAUACGAGCGCGGCCACUCGCUUUCGCGACGAAUGAGAAACCAUGUCGAUUCCUUCAGCCAAGUCGAGACAUAAGUAAUAAAAACUGCAUUAUUAUAAUUGGCUGUCAGGGUUGAUGAAGCCGAGAAGUCCUAGGGUACCGUUGCCAAUAUUCGCUCGCGUACUAAGAAUAUGCCUUCUCCGCUUAUCAUGUAUGGUAGCGGUGCAACUGCAUACAUGAUACAUAGUAGAUUUCAUGCGCCGCUACU
Molecule: messenger RNA, 909 nt
Organism: Xylaria bambusicola
Lineage: Eukaryota; Fungi; Ascomycota; Sordariomycetes; Xylariales; Xylariaceae
Exons: 1
Coding region: 305-736 (143 amino acids)
Source: RefSeq, a predicted model, not a curated record